Fonsecaea erecta is the source of this 1212-nucleotide messenger RNA. RefSeq lists its product as hypothetical. NCBI's taxonomy places the organism in Eukaryota, Fungi, Ascomycota, Eurotiomycetes, Chaetothyriales, Herpotrichiellaceae. The coding region runs from base 1 to 1212 and encodes 403 amino acids. The record is from RefSeq and is a predicted model, not a curated record. The transcript has 2 exons.
AUGGCUCCUCCGCGAAGUCGCCAUGCGAAGUCCUCGAGCGUCGCGUCCAGCAGCAGUGCAGCCGACAUCGCAAAUGGCAUUGCCACCACUCCGAGCUCCAAAUCGGACCCUUCUUCUCCCACCACCACCACCAGUGCAGCCCGCAACAGGCGUCCUUCGCGCUCGACCGCGUCACUGACCGGCUCACCGGUCGUCAUCAUCCCAAAGGCCUCCACGAGGUCGGAAUUCCAGAGCAUCUCAAAAACCAAUGUUGUGCAAAAGAAAGGAUUUGAUCCAAUGAAGUUGGCCGCCACCGUGGUGUUGAGUACCGUGCUGGAGGCAGGGCUACAUUCGGCGGAGUCCAUGGUCGGAGUAGGUGAUCUCGCGGCAGUCUCGAGGCGGCCCGAUACAUGGAUUGAAAUACUGGGAUUGCUGGGCUGGAAAAUAGCCAAACUAGGGAUAUAUUGGGUCGGCGAUUACGAUGCGUACGACGUCGCCUCCCUUUCCCUCCUUCUCAACACCCCGCCCGCCAUUCUCCUGGGCCUCUUCUACGAGAUCUCUCCAAUAACACUGACGUCGACCGUGCUCUCCUCGAUGAUCGGGAAUUCCCUUCCCUACUAUUUCCUCCGUCCUCUGUCUCCCUCGCACCAGCCGAACAGCGCGCCGAAAGCAAGUCUUCGCAAUCGACCGAUCCUGACCGAUCCAUACACCACUGUUGCGACGUCUCUCCUUGCGACAGCCAUCUUUGCCGUCCUGCUCGAAGCAAGUUUCGCGACUUUCCUGCCCACCUGGCUCGUGGUCUAUUUCACGGGUCUCAGGACCCUAGAACCCGCACACCUGGGUCCCGCUGGUCUGCCGACGCUCCUCCUGGCUUUGAUUCCAGCGGGCUGGGCGUGCAUGGAAUUUCUCUUUGCACCAUCGACCGCGGCCGCGGGAGUUCCUACCUCCACUGGCACAGUUGCAACCGCGGACCCGGUCUUUGAUCCUUCCACCGCAACAUUCUGGGAGCACGCUUACCACAACGCGUGGGGAUGGUACUCGGCACGUCAGAAAGAACUUAUUGGCCGCACAGGAUUGUUGACCGCCUUGGUACUCGCGGAGACCGUCUUGACACUUUGGGGGACAAUCGCUGGGGUGGAAGUCGAAGGAGCGCUGGGCUAUGCUGGCGUCUGGGGCUUGGGUUGCGUGGUGACAGGGGCUGUAUUGGACUGGGUCGGAGGGCCAAGUGAUUGA